AUGCCAAACCAAAUAAGGGACGAUCUCUACAAGAUAGACACAGUCUCAUUCCCGUACAUCUACGAGGAGAAUGUGACCAUACGUCUCAAGGCUUUCGACGGCCUGGUGCGGUGCAACAUCUACAGGCCUCAAACCCAAGAUACAGUACCUGUACUUGUCACAUAUGGACCAUAUGGGAAAGACAUCCACUUGAGUGCUUUCCACCCUGCAUCUUUCGAUCAGCUGAACCCUAAGCACAAAUCAGCGCACACAUCCUUCGAAACUCCUGAUCCAGGUUACUGGACUGCAGCAGGUUAUGCCGUACUUCGCGCAGAUGAGAUUGGACUAGGACAAUCUCCAGGGGUGAUGGACACUAUGUCACAAUCUACAUCAGAUGCCUUCGCAGAUGUGAUUGAAUGGUCGGCAGAGCAGCCGUGGUGUAAUGGAAAGGUGGCAUUAACAGGCAUCAGUUAUUUCGGAGGAAGUCAGUGGAGAGUAGCAGCUCGACGGCCCAAAGGCCUGGUGGCGAUUUCUCCCACCGAUGGCAUGGCGGACUACUACAGAGAUCGCUGCCGACAUGGCGGGAUUUUGACUGGAUUUUUAUCACGAUGGUUUACAAACUCGGUGCUGUCAAAUCAAUACGGACUCCCUGGGAAGCUGAAGCGCAACUGGGGUCCCGACACGCUCGAAGGGGAUCUCUCCGAUGAAGAACUUGCUCAGAACCGAUGUGAUCAGGUUGCUGACACAGCAAAACAUCUUUAUCGCGACGAAGUAUACUACAAGUCUCGUGAUUAUAAUCUGGAAGACAUCGAAGUGCCUAUCCUCUCGUUUGCGAACCUGGGAAGCAUUAUGAUCCAUUUUCGUGGAAACUACGAGGGAUUCCGCUUAGCUGGAUCUAAACGCAAGUUUAUACGCUUCAUUACCGGACGUCACGACUUGCCUUUCUAUGAUGAUGAUCAUGUCGAGAUACAGAAGAGCUUCCUGGACGCAUUUUGUAAAGACGACGAUCGUGACGGAUGGACGAGCGGAAGGAAGCCACCGGUUGAUCUAGUGUUGCGAAAGGGCAAUGUUGGCUACAACAACCCCGAGGCUGAGAAGACAUUCAGACGCCGGGCUGAGUAUGAAUGGCCAAUCGCUCGAACACAAUAUACACGCUUCUAUCUUUCACCCGAUGCUCGCCUUGUACGGGAAGCACCCAGCAUUCAUUACGAUAGAGUUUCGUAUCGAGCGCUAGGAAACAUGGAGGCCCCGGAAGCUGUCAGUUUCAGUACGGCUCCUCUGCCAAACGAGACCGAGGUUACAGGCUAUAUCGUUGCCCAUCUCAAUCUCUCUGUCACUCCGCACCCUGGGGGCACCAUUCCUGAGGAUAUGGACGUCUUCCUGACUCUUCGCCAUGUCACUUCUAAUGGUUCUGAAGUACACUAUACUGGUAUCACUGGAGAACCCGUGCCAUUGAGUAAAGGCUGGCUUCGAAUGAGUCUGAGAAAAGUGAACAAAGAACAUCCGCGACAUCAGGAAUGGCUUCCACAUCGGGAUUACUUUUCUUCGGACGUCUUGCCUGUGCUACCGGGCGAGGUAUAUCUGGUGGAUAUUGAGGUCUGGGCCACAUCGGUGGUGGCUGAGAAGGGCGACCGGUUCGUGUUCGAGAUCGCCAGUGGUGAUACCGAAGGGGUCGGCAUGUUUGGCCAUGACACCCCCGAGCGGUUAGUGUUCCCUCAAUUCUCUCUGAGUAUAUUUUUCGCCGUUCUGUCUUUGCUGCCUGUUUGUGUGAAAUCUCAAGCUAAUCGGGAUGGCAUAUAG
Molecule: messenger RNA, 1779 nt
Organism: Exophiala bonariae
Lineage: Eukaryota; Fungi; Ascomycota; Eurotiomycetes; Chaetothyriales; Herpotrichiellaceae
Exons: 2
Coding region: 1-1779 (592 amino acids)
Molecular function (GO): dipeptidyl-peptidase activity
Source: RefSeq, a predicted model, not a curated record